Messenger RNA from Scylla paramamosain (green mud crab), 906 nucleotides. RefSeq names its product von Willebrand factor A domain-containing protein 5A-like. The transcript has 5 exons. The record is from RefSeq and is a predicted model, not a curated record. NCBI's taxonomy places the organism in Eukaryota, Metazoa, Arthropoda, Malacostraca, Decapoda, Portunidae. Bases 247 to 612 code for a protein of 121 amino acids.
GUGUAUGUGACACAGCCUUACUCCAUAGAGGUGAAGGCACAAGUAUGUGGUAACCACCAGAUAUCUCGGAUCGUCUCCCACACUGACCCACUCAACGUGACCCUGACUGAUGAUGCCAUGUCUGCCCAGGUGAGCCAGGACGGAGGGUUCAGCUGCGACCACGGCUGGAGCAUGCUGGUGUACUACAGGAGUGCCUAACGGCCCCACCUGUUGCGGGAGACCGGUGAACGCUCUGCCACUGGGAUCAUGAAGGAUGACCUGCUCAUGCUGAACCUCUUCCCAGAGGUGCCCACCAACACCUACUCCAGCAGGAAUGAGAUUAUCUUUGUCAUCGACCGCUCAGGAAGCAUGCAUGGGGAAAAGAUAGAGAGUGCCCGGGCAACACUUCUUCUGUUCCUGAAGAGUCUGCCUCUGGGUUGCCUCUUCAACAUUGUCAGCUUCGGCUCAUCCUUCUCAGUGCUCUUCAAGAAGGGGAGUCGUGUGUACUCAGAGGCAACGCUGCGUGAGGCAUGCCAGCUGCAGGCCGCGAUGAAAGCCGACAUGGGGGGCACAGAAAUCCUGGCGCCACUCAAGGACAUCUAUGACAAGCCACCCAUACCUGGCUACUCAUGACAGAUUUAAGGUACAUGUCGCAUUCUUACUCACAGCAGCAGCGUGAUUUGUCCGAGAGGGAAAAACAAAGAAAAGAAAAUGUGAAAAAUGUUAAAAAUAUAUCUUUCAAGAGAAAGAAAAAUUAAAAACGUGAAAAUGUGAAUAAAAGUAAAAAAUAAAGAAGAAAAAUAAGAUAUUGUAAUACAAUUAUGUAUGUGUGUGAAAACCGUAACGUAAAAAAUAAAACAGAAAAAAGGAAAUAAAAAAAAAUAGUAAAAUGAUGUAUAUCAAUGGGAAAAACGGAACUUGAAAAGG